ACCUUUGCCCUUUUGAACCAGGCAGUGAUUUCUGAUUUACAGCUUACGACUGCAAACUACAAACCACAGGUCUCAACCAACACGUCGGAACAACAAGUAACCACGUCGGAACAACAAUUAACCAUGGCGGAUGAAACAUCGGGGUCGCGGACAGUGUUUCCGUGUAAUACGUGUUCGCUUUCUUUUGCGAAUAGUGGGCUCCAGAGGAGCCAUAUGAGAGGAGCGUGGCAUAUUCAUAAUCUCCAACGCAAAGUAUCAGGGCUACCAGCGCUAUCCGAACUGGACUUUGCCGAGCGCGAAGACGAGUGCGCGAAAGAUACUAGGGAAAAGAGUCGAUGGAACGACAGUCAGAGUGCUAGCUCAACAGCGCAAAGACGCAUUGAUGGGGUUCAUCAGGAGACCAGCGAGACUGCGGAUUCAGAUGCCGACAGCGACGACUACUCCAGCACUUCUUCCGCUUUCCAGAACGACGAUGACCAUGACUCGGAACCAGCGCUCUCAACAGCAAAAUGUCUCUUUUGCCCACUCUCAUUCCCACAGACCCAGGAAAACCUGACACACAUGUGCACAGCACACAGUUUCUUCAUCCCGUCAGCACCCGUAAACCUCUCCAUCGAGCCCCUGCUUUCCUACCUCGCUCAGCUCGUCUUUUCGCACCACGAAUGCAUUUGCUGCGGACGCACCAAGGCAAAUGUGUACAGUGUGCAGAGCCACAUGCGAGACACAGGGCACUGCCGGCUCGACGGAAAAGAUUAUGCCGAAUUUCUGUGUGAAGACAGGUGUGAGGUUGAAGAGGACGAAGAAGAAGAGGAGAUGGUAGAAGACGGAGAAGCGGGGGAUAAAGUGAGGAUGCUGGGUCUAACGGAAAUGCGAUUGCCGUCGGGUGUAGUCGUGAAUUCUCGACUUCAUAACAGUAUACAUGAUGGGGAAAUGCGGCGGAAUAGACCCAGGACGGCGCAUAUACGGCUGAAAACCUCAUCGCAGCAGCAGCAGCAGCAGCCGAGAGCCGUGGCAACUGCUACUUCACCUUGCACCGCUACACCCACUCCUAGCGCAGCGCAAACCCAAGCUCUCGCACUCUCUCCCCUCGCACACUCUAUUUCCUUCCCGGAGCCACCUACAACGUCGCUGGUGCCGAAUACACGCAAGCAAGAUCUCAGUUUAUCCGGACUAUCGGCGGAGCAGCUGCGCAGUCUCGUGACGCUGGACAAGAAGAUGCGGCGGCAGGAAGUCAGUGCGAGGAAUAAGUUUAGAGAUGCGGCCAUGAGACAGCCGGUGAAGACGAUUUACUACAAGACGGAGAAUCCGGUGUACCAGGCGGGGUGACUUGGUGGCUGAAUGUGUUGAUAAGGAUGGAAGGGAUGAUGGCGGUAGCAGAGAAGCAUCUGUGUAGUUAGUGUUGAGAAAUAAAUGGAGAUAUG
This is a messenger RNA of Exserohilum turcica Et28A, 1421 nucleotides long. RefSeq lists its product as uncharacterized. Gene Ontology annotation, biological process: ribosomal large subunit biogenesis. Gene Ontology annotation, cellular component: preribosome, large subunit precursor. The transcript has 2 exons. The record is from RefSeq and is a predicted model, not a curated record. The coding region runs from base 124 to 1326 and encodes 400 amino acids. Lineage: Eukaryota; Fungi; Ascomycota; Dothideomycetes; Pleosporales; Pleosporaceae.